AUCAAUCAAGAAACCACGAAAGCGAAAGUCGCGAUUGUUUGGGGUUGGUGUAUUGAGGUGCGAAAUCCAUUCCUGUGAAAUCCCCAUCAAAAGCUGUGAUCCUUAAAAUGCGCCACUAAACAACAUCCACAGGACACUUGGAGGUUGGAUGUGCGUUCGCGCGUUUGUGUUUGUGUGUGGGGGUGAAGCACUGAAAUCUGCACCAUUCUAACUCCACCCAACACCGACCACGACGUCGACCAGGCGGACAAAGACAAGGGCUAGGAGGGCUUUCCAGUCCAAGAUGGAGUGUGACGAUGCGGCGGUGGAACGCCAGAAGCUGGUAUCGAACGAUGAGGAGGAUGAUCAGAACACGAUCACAAACCUUUCCUCCAGCGGGCAGGCUAAAUCCGUACAGACGCCUAUCUCACCCGUACUGAGUAACAAGUUGUUUUCCAGUGGCGAAACUAGCCGAAGCCAAAACUCCACCAGCUACUCCCUGGGGAAAGGCAUUACGAACGAUGCUCCACUGACGACGAAAGUCAACUAUGUGAACGAACGCAAAGCGCAGGAUACGAAGCCCAAGGCUAAGAAAAUCCAACGAGAGCUCACACCCACCGGUAGUAUUCCGACCACCAACACCAACACCACCACCACAACUGCCACCGUUGGCACCACCUCUUCCAGCACAAGUAGUAAUCUCCCGGACGGACCGAUCGUGACGGCCGUCCCGAACAGCAGCGCAUCCCGCCAGCUUAAAUCUCCACCGGCACAGUACCAACGCCCCAAGCCACCCGAUUCAUUACCCUCGCCGACAAGCAGUGGUAUAGGGGGUGGCGGUGGUGGUGGAAGCGGUGGCACAAAGCUACGCAACGCCCCUGGCGUCCAUCCCGUGUCGUCUGCCUCGGGCAGCUCAAUAACGCUCAAUGCAAAAUCGCACAAUUUCUCAUCCCGUCCAUUAAAGCACCAUUCUUUUAUAUCAGAGGUACCCGACGUGCGGCACAUGGAACGAGCGCUGCUGGGUUUGCUGGAGGAUUUCCAUUCGGGCAAACUGAAAGCUUUCGGUUCCGGCUGCACGAUGGACCAGAUGACGAAUAUCCGCGAGCAGCAGGAAAGUUUGGCUAAGCUACACUUUGACCUUGGCACAGAAGCAUUUACCGGUGGCAGCAACAAUCCGAACACCGACAACGAGCUGCAGGCCCAAAGCAAUAUGAAGAAGCUGGUGCAAAAGCUGGAACAGCUGUCCUUCUCGAUCGAGAAGCUCCAUUCAAGCAAUGUGGAGAAGUAACACCCGAACGGGAACAGACUGACUUAACACGACGUUAGUCUAUAACUAUGUAGGAUAAGUGCGUAAGGGAGAAAGGGGGUUCUCCGUUUCGAAUCUUCGAUUACGAACUGGAACUCGUAUCGGUGGCGGAACCAGGGAACAGCGACCGUUUCUUUCCUUCGUUCCGCGUUUUUACGCGCUGAGAAACAUACUUUGUACAUUUUGGGGGAAUAAAACACAAAUUUUUAUGUUAGCUCAGUUUUCCAUCUCCGACUGCAACGACGACAAACUAUCACCGGCGGGAACAUGAACAACCUUCGGUUUAGGCCUUCUUCUUGGCGAAUCCGAGAUCGUACACCAUCUUGAAAAUUCCCAGCACACCGACCACGCACAGGGAAGCGGUA
This is a messenger RNA of Anopheles moucheti, 1650 nucleotides long. RefSeq lists its product as uncharacterized. The record is from RefSeq and is a predicted model, not a curated record. Bases 284 to 1267 code for a protein of 327 amino acids. The transcript has 4 exons. Lineage: Eukaryota; Metazoa; Arthropoda; Insecta; Diptera; Culicidae.